AUGGACGUGGAAUCAAAUCAACUUCCCCUCAAAGUACCUCUCGAAGACGACCAGGAUGUGCAGGAUGCCACCGAUUUGGCAGGCAUGGGUCAUGCCCAGGCACUGACCCGCAAGUUCAAUAUCUGGAGCAUGUUUGCUCUUGCAUUUUGCGUUCUCGGUAGGUCAUUGCCAACGGGACCCCCUGACUCAGACUGGGCCAACAUCAUUGAGAGGAGUGAUACAUGGCCGGAAUUGGCAGAUUGGUGUAUUCUCAAACUCUUCUCACUCUCUUACUCAUACGUUUUCUUUUUCAAACCAACAGGAACCUAUUCAACUUUCGCUCAAGAUCUCAGCAGCGGCCUGAGUAAUGGCGGUCCAAUCAGUAUUCUCUGGGGUCUGGUGCUGGUCACCAUAUGCAAUCUGUGUGUGGCAGUUUCCCUGGGUGAAUUGACCAGCAGCAUGCCGACGGCUCUCGGUCAAGCUUACUGGGUAUACCGUCUGUGGAAGACUCCUACGGGUCGGUUCUGCUCCUACAUGUGUGCCUGGAUCAACACAUUUGGCUGGUGGACACUCACCGCAUCCCAAGUGGCAUUCAUGACUGAUUUCAUCUUGGGCAUGAAGAACCUUUUCAAUCCCGACUGGACAGGAAAUAACCAAGGAUGGCUUCAAUUCGUUGUUUACAUCGGCAUUGUCUUUCUUUUGACACUGGUCAAUGUGGUCAGCUGUCGCCGUGAACAGAUCCUCCCUUGGAUCAACAACUUUGUGGGUGUUUGGUUUGUCGGGCUGUUCAUCGUCUUGUCCAUGACCAUUCUCAUCUGUGUUGGUGUCAAGGCCGAUCUUCACUUCCAAUCGGCUAAAUUCGUAUUUGGAGCCUGGAUCAACCAGACGGGUUGGAGCGAUGGGGUUACCUGGUUUAUAGGUCUCGUCCAGGCUGCAUAUGGGUUGACCGCGUUCGACUCUGUCAUUCACAUGGUAGAAGAGAUUCCGAACCCUCGCCGCAACGUGCCACGCGUUAUUUGGAUGGCCGUCCUUUCCGGAGCUAUCUCUGGCUUCAUCUUCAUGGUCGUCUGUCUUUUCGCUAUUCAAAGCGUCGACAAUGUGACCGGCGCAAACAUCCCCUUCAUGGAACUUAUCCUGGAGACCGUAGGUGCAAAGGGAGGCGCCGUCCUCCUCGCCUUCUUCAUCUUCAACGGUCUCGGCCAGGGAAUCAGUUGUUUGACUACCGCCUCACGUUUGACCUGGGGCUUCGCCCGCGAUGGCGGCCUUCCUUUCAGCUCAUAUUUCAGCCACAUCGACCCAGUCUGGCAAGUUCCCGCUCGAGCUCUUUGGGCUCAAGGUGUCAUCAUUGCCAUUGUCGGCGUACUCUACCUCUUCGCCAAUGCGGUCCUUACUGCCAUUCUAUCCGUCAGCACAAUCGCGCUUACAAUUUCCUACGCAAUGCCCAUUGUAGCCCUACUCGUGGCCGGACGCGACAACCUUCCCGCCGGGGGAUCCGCAGGUCUCGGCCGCUUCGGUCCGUGGGCCAACUGGAUCAGUAUUGUGUAUUGCGUGAUCACCUCGAUUUUCUUCCUGUUCCCCGGCAGCCCGAACCCGGCCCCCAGUGACAUGAACUACGCCAUUGCGGUGUUUGGAGUGAUGCUCGUGAUUGCCAUUGCAUUCUGGUUCAUUCGGGGUAGUCGCAGGUAUCUUCAGACCGAGGAUGCUAUUGCGCAGAUGUACUAUGCCCAGCAUCUCGAGCAUGCCGAGUCUACUGCUGAGCCUCGAUCUGAUGCCGAUUCCAAGUGA
Molecule: messenger RNA, 1764 nt
Organism: Penicillium diatomitis
Lineage: Eukaryota; Fungi; Ascomycota; Eurotiomycetes; Eurotiales; Aspergillaceae
Product: putative amino acid permease family protein
Exons: 1
Coding region: 1-1764 (587 amino acids)
Biological process (GO): amino acid transport; transmembrane transport
Cellular component (GO): membrane
Molecular function (GO): transmembrane transporter activity
Source: RefSeq, a predicted model, not a curated record